Molecule: messenger RNA, 182 nt
Organism: Ilex paraguariensis (yerba mate)
Lineage: Eukaryota; Viridiplantae; Streptophyta; Magnoliopsida; Aquifoliales; Aquifoliaceae
Source: the annotation of a GenBank genome assembly
UUGAGGUUAAGAAGGGAGCUCAGCCAGGAGACCCUAAGCUCGACAAUCCAAGUCUGGGACCUCCUCGAUCUACACCCCGACGAAGACGCAUGGAAGAUAGCUGGAAACCACAACAUGUCUCUUCCACAACAAGAAGCGCUAGUCUAGUCGAAAGAUCCUUAACCGCCACAACCAUUGUCUAG